Molecule: messenger RNA, 1407 nt
Organism: Notolabrus celidotus (New Zealand spotty)
Lineage: Eukaryota; Metazoa; Chordata; Actinopteri; Labriformes; Labridae
Gene: atpsckmt
Product: fATP synthase c subunit lysine N-methyltransferase
Exons: 5
Coding region: 178-864 (228 amino acids)
Biological process (GO): regulation of mitochondrial ATP synthesis coupled proton transport; positive regulation of proton-transporting ATP synthase activity, rotational mechanism; peptidyl-lysine trimethylation
Cellular component (GO): mitochondrion
Molecular function (GO): protein-lysine N-methyltransferase activity
Source: RefSeq, a predicted model, not a curated record
GGACUCAAAACAGCGCUGCACAGGUCAUCCCCCAGUGUGCAUGGAUGGAUGUCAGGGUAACAGGACCAACUUUAAUCAGAUAAUAAGUCUGUUCUUUAAAAAACGUGUUGUGCACUUGACAGAACUCUCAAUGAGAAGAAGCUGUUUCAUAUUUACGACACUUCCGUUGCCAGCAUCAUGACACAAGAGGAGCUCCUCUUUGACCCGGGACAGUCAAAGGGUGAUGUCGGGGAGGGGAAGAGCAGAAGCCGACUGGGUGUCAUCGUCACCGGGGUGCUGGGAGGCUCCCUGGUCGCCCUGUACGCCGUGGCUGCUCCGUUUAUCACCCCUGCCCUGAGGAAGGUCUGCCUCCCGUUCGUCCCUGCGACCACAGCUCAGGUGGAGAACGUCCUCAACGUGCUGCGAGCCAGGACAGGGACCCUGGUGGACAUUGGGAGUGGAGAUGGAAGAAUAGUGAUCGCAGCAGCCAAGCAGGGAUUCAAAGCUUCAGGCUUCGAGCUGAACCCCUGGCUGGUGUGGUAUUCUCGUUACAAGGCCCGGAGAGAGGGAGUCCAUCGCUCCUCCUCCUUCUACAUCUCCGACUUGUGGAAGGUCAGUUUUGCUGAGUACUCAAAUGUCGUGAUUUUUGGAGUGCCUCAAAUGAUGGAAAAGCUGGAGCUGAAGCUAGCGAGCGAGCUACCGACUACAGCCAAGGUGGUGGCCUGCCGCUUUCCCUUUCCUACCUGGGUUCCUGAACAAACCGCUGGGGAGGGCAUAGACACUGUGUGGGUGUACGAUGCCCAGACUUUUAAAUCAGACUUGCAACAUGGAAGGACACUGAAGACAGUACCAGAGCACGAGAAGACACCAGAUUCACACACAUGAGUGAAAACACUGGGACGUUGCUGUCAAAUUGUGAUUCUAAGAUUCAGUAUUGAGAUGUUUCUUUGCAGUCUCUGCUCUGAGUUGUAUCUGAAAUGUCUUAGAAAGACUGGUUGGUGUGCGUUUUUAAAGGCACUGAUUUAACAAGUUUAUAAAUCAUGUUCAAGUUAAAUAUUUAGCUUGAAAAGAUAAGAAGAAGGGACUGUGAGAGACUCUAGAGGUUAGCCUCAUGUUGAAGUUAUCUGGCUAUCAUCAGAAAAAGGAUUUAUCUAAGUACCUACAUGCUCAUCCUUCAAGUGGGCUUUUUCAUUAAAGAAGCAAUUUCUGUAUCUGACACAUGAAUGAUUUUAUAACUCAAUCAUACACAGACGGUUUCAGUGCAAGUUGAAAUAUCAAAUCCAUGUAUAUUGUAUACUAAUUCACCGACAAGGUAAAAGAAAGAUCACUUGACAUGACUGUACUUGAACAUAGUUGAUAAUAAAAUGACAAUCCUGUCAAACAGUAUCAACAACUGGAUACAAACUGAGGCUAAACAAACCUGCUUGG